GUAGACUGCGUGUACGAGGCCCUGGAGCAGUCUUCACGGGGACCCGAACCUCUGCAGGUUCGCAUGCUGCUGGACUACACGCGAGGGUCGCGGGAAGACCACGGCGGCAAGUCGUCGCGGACGAUGCUCCUGCCGCUGCUGAGAGAUUUCGCCGACAGCGUCCAGGUGGCGCUGUACCACACGCCCGACCUGCGCGGCAUGUACAAGUUCCUCCUCAGAGGCAAGUUCAGUGAGACCGUGGGUCUGCAGCAUAUGAAGAUCUACCUGUUUGAUGAUGCAGUAGUCAUGAGCGG
Messenger RNA from Priapulus caudatus, 293 nucleotides. Its product is annotated as CDP-diacylglycerol--glycerol-3-phosphate 3-phosphatidyltransferase, mitochondrial-like. Gene Ontology annotation, molecular function: CDP-diacylglycerol-glycerol-3-phosphate 3-phosphatidyltransferase activity. The record is from RefSeq and is a predicted model, not a curated record. The annotation marks the transcript as partial. The transcript has 2 exons. Gene Ontology annotation, biological process: cardiolipin biosynthetic process. NCBI's taxonomy places the organism in Eukaryota, Metazoa, Priapulida, Priapulimorpha, Priapulimorphida, Priapulidae. Gene Ontology annotation, cellular component: mitochondrion.